AUGCCGCACACGCCGAACAACCAGGCUCAGCUCUCCAAACAAGCGCCAGACAAGCGGCCGUUGGAUGGAACGCCGAUCCACAGACAGCCUUCGGGACUGACUGAGCGCGCGCUGCCUCUUCCCAAACCUAGGACGUUUCGAGACGGACCAGUCGCUUUCCACGGAACACAAGGCAAACCGACCUUGCUGUCGUCGCUCGAGAACCCCGUAAAGCGCCUCCAGGUCGACCUCGAAUUCCUGCGAUGCCGAUGUCCUUUUCAGGCAACAAUUCCCCGCGCCUUUGCAGAGAUCCAGACACGCAAAGUUGUCAACCACCACUUCCUAGACGCUCAUAGGACGAUUCUUCUCGAUGUCGUCGUCGUCGUCGUCGUCGUCGUCGUCGUCGUCGUCCCCGUCGCCUUCCUCUUCUUCUCCUUCAGAUGGGCGAGAGCGACAGGGUCGAGGGAGAUCCUCCAGCUUAUGUGCAGUUCAUGGGACUCGACGGGGCAGACUAGACGAGAGUAG
Messenger RNA from Lasiosphaeria miniovina, 504 nucleotides. RefSeq lists its product as uncharacterized. NCBI's taxonomy places the organism in Eukaryota, Fungi, Ascomycota, Sordariomycetes, Sordariales, Lasiosphaeriaceae. The transcript has 4 exons. The record is from RefSeq and is a predicted model, not a curated record. Bases 1 to 504 code for a protein of 167 amino acids.